AGCGUUGGAUUCAUUUAUUCGGGGGUGCUUUCUGCUGUCCUGCAGUCCUUGCUUGUUUGCUUCCACACAUCAAAACCAUGCAUCAACUCAGCGCCUACGCGGCGCUGGCGCUGCUGGCGCUCGCGACCCUGCCUAGCUCGCUGGCUGUGCAAAGUAUUGUAACUGACUGGCUCACUGUCACGCAAUCGACCGUCAUUGCGACCGGCAUUGACCAUCAGACCACGGCGCGGUUGUAUGGAGACGUGGCCUCAGCCCAGUAUGAUGCCAUUAAGAUUGUGCGAGACUACAAGAAGACCAAGCUGAACGAGGAGGCCGCUGUGGCCUACGCCAGCCACUCGGUCCUCAGCACCUUCUUCCACUGGCGCCAGAGCACCAUCUACGACAUCCUCCUGCAGCAGCAGCUGGACAAGUGGGGCAUCAGCGACAGCCAGGUGCCGCUCUACCAGAAGCUGAUCGUGCCACAUAUCCAGGCCCGCCUGCAGAAGCGCAUCCGUGACAACGGUAGCGUCUACCCCAACUGGCGCCCCGCCGGCAACGGCACCGCCAACUGGGGCAAGUACCAGUACACCCCGGGACAGACCUCGGUGCGCUACCCCCAGGUCGCCCACGCCACGCCCAACUACCUGACCCUGGCUGACGUGGAUGAGAUCACCAAGGAGUUCAAGCGCUUCCAGCUGGACGACCCCGAGUAUGCCCGCCAGCUGGAGCAGGUGCGACUGUACGGCUCGCUGAACUCCACCGUCCGCAGCGUCUACGACACCGGCUCCCCCCGCUUCUGGGCCCUGAGCACCGGCACCGGCACCAUCGCCGGCAUGCUCCUGAACGCCUCCAUCGCCGUCAUCCCCGACGGCACCCCCCUCAUCCACCAGGCCCGCUACUUCAAGCUGCUGGGCUCCUCCUUCUGGGACGCCGGCGUGUCGUGCUGGCGUGUCAAGUUCCGGGAGCUCUUCUGGCGCCCCAUCACCGCCAUCCGCACCGCGCACGGCGUGGGCACCGUGGACCCGACCUGGACCCCCUGGCUGGCCACCCCCGCCCACCCUGAGUAUCCCUCCGGCCACACCUGCAGCGUGGGCGCCUGGAUUGCCAUUAACGAGGCCUACUUCGGAAGGGACUUCCCGCUCAACAUCACCAGCUACGGCGCCCUGGACCUCUCGCCCCGCUCCUACCCCAACUUCCGUGCCGCCGGCGUUGAGAGUGGCGACAGCCGCCUGUAUGCCGGCGUCCACUUCAACAAGUCCAACACGGACGGCAUCAACCUGGGCAUCAAGGUGGCCAGGUUCAUUCACACCAAGUUCUUUGCCUCCAAGACUUUCAAGGACGCGCUCUAAAGGCCUGCUGGCUGGUCUGAGAGGGUUAUGUACUUAUGUUGUAUAAACAGCAUGUGGACGGAAGUUAUGAGGUUCAUGUAGGGAAUGGGGGAACUUGCUGAGGCCUAGUCUCGCUAUUGACGAGUGUUGCGGAACUAAUGCGUACGUAGACCAGAGCGGAAGGCGGAGUGGGCUUGCAGGCGGCACGAGAGUAGGCCGCCUGACGGCACUGGGGUGAGCGGGGCCCUGCGGGGUGGGACGGCGGGGGCGGGGCGGACGCGGACGUUCCCUGACCAGGACUGCUGGCGCGCACUUUUUCCUCAUAAAUGGUUUAUAGCUUACGUGAUGAAUUACAUACGCUAAAGCCUGUAGUAUGCAUUUCGGGAACUUCGGGAGCCAGACGACAGGCAGGGUGAGCGCAGGGGAGGGCAGGGCAGGGCUGAAUGGGUGGGCAGGGCCGCAGUGUCCCAAGUCGGCGUUUGGCACGCGAGCCUUAAGCUUUUUAUGGUCUGUAUCAUGCUUAGCUACCAAAACCACCGGAGGGACUAGGGAUGGAGCGACUGCGCAGGCAGCGCGCAAGCUGGUCAUUAUGUUGUCAAGUGCGGAGCAAGGCUUGCAAUGUAAACAAUGAGUGUG
Molecule: messenger RNA, 1943 nt
Organism: Chlamydomonas reinhardtii
Lineage: Eukaryota; Viridiplantae; Chlorophyta; Chlorophyceae; Chlamydomonadales; Chlamydomonadaceae
Exons: 7
Coding region: 78-1328 (416 amino acids)
Source: RefSeq, a predicted model, not a curated record